Nelumbo nucifera (sacred lotus) is the source of this 1592-nucleotide messenger RNA. Its product is annotated as mitochondrial import inner membrane translocase subunit TIM50-like. The record is from RefSeq and is a predicted model, not a curated record. Lineage: Eukaryota; Viridiplantae; Streptophyta; Magnoliopsida; Proteales; Nelumbonaceae.
GGGUCAUUGCCAUGUUUCUCUCUCGUUUCCGUGGUUUUUCCAGGCAGCGUCGCUUCUAAGUUGCCGACAAAAACCUCUGUUCUGUAAAAAUUCGUCCAUCUAUCAGCUUUGAGAGAUUGCUAGUGAUUCAAAUAUGUCUCGAAUAGCUCGAUCUCGUCUUCUUUUCUAUCUCUCGAAGAACAACAGAUCUUUUUCUUCAGUUGUCACUGCAAAUCCUCCAAAAGAGUCAAUCGCUUCUUCUGCUUCUUUUCUCAACGAUCAACCACCACCACCUUCUUCUCCUCCGAAUACCAGUGAGAAGAAAUCAUGGAGUUUUCUCAAGUUUGGGGCUUUCACUGCUCUUACUGGAGCAGCUAUAGCCACCGGUUACGCUACUUACGCAUACACCUUAGAAGAAAUGGAUGAAAAGACAAAGGCGUUCCGGGAGUCCGUGAACCACCACGCUGUAGGGGCUGAUGCAUCUAUUGUUGAUAAAUUUCAGGCUUUGCUUUAUUCAGCUGCUAUGACAGUGCCUUCUAAAGCAAUUGAACUGUACUUGGACCUUAGGAGAUCAAUUGAACAACAAGUUCGAGGAUUUACUGAGCCAUUGUCUGAAAAGCUUCUUCCCGAUUUGCAUCCUCUGGAGCAACAUGUCUUUACUCUUGUUCUGGAUCUAAACGAGACUUUAAUACACUCUGAUUGGAAGCGUGACCGGGGCUGGAGAACAUUUAAAAGACCAGGAGUUGAUUCCUUCUUGGAGCACCUAGCCCAGUUCUAUGAAAUUGUUGUCUACUCUGACCAGCUGAGUAUGUAUGUUGAUCCUAUUCUUGAAAGGUUGGAUAAGAAGGGAUGUAUACACUAUAGACUAUCAAGAUCUGCAACCAGAUAUCAAGAUGGAAAACAUUACAGGGACCUCUCAAAGCUAAACAGAGAUCCUUCUAGGAUUCUCUAUGUGAGUGGACAUGCGCUAGAAUCAAGCCUUCAGCCAGAAAAUUGUGUUCCCAUUAAGCCUUGGAAGCUUGAAGCAGAUGAUACAGCACUUCUGGAUCUUAUUCCAUUUCUUGAAUAUGUAGCACACCAUAGACCUGCUGACAUAAGACUGGUCCUAGCUUCUUAUCAGGGUCGUGAUAUUGCAACUGAAUUCAUUGAGCGUUCUAAAGAGCAUCAAAGGCGAAUGCAAGAACAGAAACAACAUGGGCAUUUAUGGUGGCGUUGAGAUAGAAAUAAUCAGAAAUGAAUUGAGGAAUGGAAUAUCUACUUUUUGACACAGAAUAGAAGGGAAAGGUGAAACAGGAUUUAUGUUUCAUGUGUGCCCAUCCAAUUCCUCCAUCCUCCCUUAACCGAGAAAGGGGAAAAAAAGGUUGGGAUAAUUUUCUUGUUCCUUGUGCAUCACAAAAUUUUGGCGGUUUCAAAUAGAUUUGAUGUAUCAUUAGCUGCGCUUACCUUUCAUAGAAAUGCUAUGAGAUGAUUAGUAGUAGAGUGUAGUCCUUUUUGUUGUAGCUUGUUUACUAGCAGCAGAGGAAGUCUAAUGUAGAAGUCCAUCUUGCAAAUGACAGUUUGGUUAUGUGUUUUCUUUAACUUUACCCAUGGAUUGAAGGAGAGAUUUUGAUUAA